This is a messenger RNA of Botrytis fragariae, 819 nucleotides long. RefSeq names its product putative prolyl aminopeptidase (secreted protein) protein. Bases 1 to 819 code for a protein of 272 amino acids. Gene Ontology annotation, molecular function: triacylglycerol lipase activity. The transcript has 2 exons. The record is from RefSeq and is a predicted model, not a curated record. Gene Ontology annotation, biological process: lipid catabolic process. Lineage: Eukaryota; Fungi; Ascomycota; Leotiomycetes; Helotiales; Sclerotiniaceae.
AUGAAUACAUCUCGUAACAGCCCGGAAAGCCCUAUGCAGCGGAAUACAGCUGAGCUCGAAUCAUAUGGAUGCAAUGCGUCCUGUCAAGCAAUCCUAUCUGUAUCUAAUCCUGCCGACCUCGAAACAGUCGGUACAGAAUUCGACUUUGAUUUCUACAGCACACCAAACAAUUUCUCUUACUCUGCUCCAGGCGAUCUUUUAAAACUGCAGCCAGUCGAUAGCUCUGACCUUAACAUACCUGCUGGCAUUGCGACUUUUCGAUUCCAGUAUACUUCUAUCGACUUAGAUGGUACUAACGUACCAUCGAGCGGUUUUAUAGCAUUUCCUUUUGCGUCACCAGCCAAUGGAAGCCAGUUUCGCCUUAUCACCUACGCCCGCGGUACGAUUGGUGUUCAUCGAGGAUGUGCGCCCUCAUCUUCGCCAAGUCUUUUCAAUUACAAUAGCUGGGCUCAAUUGAUGUACAGUGGCUAUGCUGUUGUAGCCACCGAUUACGCUGGUCUCGGAAACAACUAUACCUUACACAAAUACUCUGCUUUCACCGCUCAUGCCAAUGAUAUCUACUAUUCCGUUCAGGCAGCUCGGAAAGCGUUUCCUGGUAUGUUCACGAAAGAGUGGGCGAGUAUAGGACAUUCUCGAGGUGGGGGCGCCGUGUGGAAGCUAUCGGAACAUCCUCUUGUACAAAAACAUAGCUCUGGAUAUCUUGGAGCAGUUGCCGCAUCUCCCGCAUCUAAGCUUUAUGACAUGUCAGUCGAGACCUUCGAACGCAUGACCCCUCGUCCCGAUUUUCAUCAAUUUGCCGCCACUGCCGAACUUGGCUAG